AUGAGAGAAGGACAAAGGCUUAAUCAGUCAUUUUCUUAUAGUCGAUCAAGUCCUGAUAAGAAGGGUUCAAGACACAAUAAAAUAGUUUCGGAUUCUUAUCGAAAGUUUCUUGCUACUUAUUAAUAGUUAUCUAUGUUAGGCAGUUAAUAUAAAUAUUCACAUAGUACUCUUAUGCCUUACAUUUACUUCUUUAAAUACAUGGCUAAGAGAUAUGAUGAGACAAAUCAAAAAUGCAAAUUGAAAAUGUGGAUUCCAGAUACCAUUAUAUUAAAUGAUCUAGAUUUAAGUGCAAUAUGGUUAUACAGUAGUGUAGAUGGUUACGUUUAUAGAACUGAUUCAUUUGCUAGUAGAAAUGCAGCAUAAAAAUUUACAGAAGGAAGCAAUGAUCCAAAUGAAUUGAUUGCAGUUGUAAAGAAACCGCACUACAAAGAUAUGGAAUUAAUUGGAAAUGACACAAAACCAAUUUUAUAGAAGGAUGUUCAACUGAUAUUUUCAAAUGCCAUGAGCGUAAAGUAAGAAAUCACUUGUUUAUAAAAAUAUAUUAAAUGCCAAGGUCCUAUGGCAUACAUCUGUAGAACCAUUUGGAGGAAAAAUGGAUAAACUACAGCUUGGGUUAUAACCAACAAACUCACAUUUCAAGAUGAAGGGGAGUAUGCCUAAAGAUGUCUAGCAAGUGCCAGCAAAUAUAAAUAAGCCAAUAUAAUUCAGUGCAAGGGCGGUCGUUUCAUAGAAGAGACCGUCCCUUACAUUUAAAAUCUGUUACUCUAUUGCAGAUAGAGUAUGAAUGUGGAGUUUGAUGAACUCGGCUGUGAUUUUACAAAGGGAUUAGAUAACAAAUGGUAUUUACUUAAUGUAAGAGGAUUCAAACUGAUGAAUCCUUCUCAUUAAAUCUUUACUAGACAUAUUACUCACGAUGAAUAAAUACCUGCAGAUUUUGAGAGAAAGCAAGCUUCUCACUCCAAUCAAUAAUGGAAUUUUACCAAGACAUAGGUUUGCAAGUUUUGUGAAUUGAUAUACCCAGCCAAAGAAUUAACUCAUUAAUUAACUUUAAAAAUGUUAAUCGAGUGUGAUUUGCAUUUGUUAAGUAGAAAUAUUGAAUUAAAACACUUAUAAAUUAGAAAUAGAAUAAACUUUACUCAUCUUGACAGUGCUAUGUUAUUUCAUAAAUAUUAUGUUUGUGACAGUUGCUACUAAUUAUUUAUGGCAUGUGAUGAAUUAAUAUAACUGGAGUUCAAGAUGGCAUAGAAAUUAGGAAUUGAUGUGUAUGAGAAAAACAACAUUAUUUCACUUACUUAAUAGGACUAUCGUGUUAAAGGACCCAAUGUUAUUCAGAGAUAGGCUAACACUAUAUAUGGAAAUGGGGAAUAUUUUAUCAAACCUCAUGAUUGGGAGAUGUUAAAUGAAGUAUAAAUAAAAUUAAUGCCAAAUCUGCCUGAAAUUAAUUAUGGAACCAUUCCUAAGAUGAAAAGAUUUAGAAUAAUGGUCUACAUCAAGUCAGUGUCUCAGAUUCCAAUUGAAGCCUAAUUUAAUUAAUCUAAGUAUUACAUUUAUUACAGCUUUCUCAAUUAAGAAAUUAAAUUUUAAUUAGACAUGAAAAAGAGCAUCGAUCACCAAAAGGAUGUAUUAAAUGUUGACCAUGCUAAAUUGUUUUAUCUUUUUGCAGCCGAUAGACAAGACAUUAAUUGCAUUUUAUCACAUUUGAAAAUUGGUCUAUUAUGCAAUCAAGAGAUCAUAGGAGAAUUGGAAUGUGAGUUAGGGGAUUUCAAAAGCUCUUAGGUUACAAUUAAAGAAUAUUUAAAAUAUUUUUCAGGAAUCCAAAUUAAAUAAAUUUUAUCAUGGUCAACUGAUUUGAGCAUUGGAUUAGUUGAAAGCUAAUAAGGAAGCAUAAAUGUAGAAAGAAUUAAACUAUAAAAAUAUGGAAUAAUCUAUUUGCCAAAUAUUGAUUAUUAUUGUAGUGAACCAUUACCUUAAGAAUGGAUGAAUUAAUUUGAAAAAAGGAGAAAGAAUAACAUUAAUCAUAUUGGUAAUAAUAGUACAAGUUUUGCAAUAUCCGAUGUUUCCAACAUCUUAGAUCAUUCAAGAGCCCAAUAAACCAAAUAUCCAUCAAGAAAAAGUUGCACUGCAGCAACUACUGUCCCAAACAAAUUAGAUUAAUCUUCAGUUUUAUAUUCUGAACUCUUAGAAUAUUAAAAAGACACAGAGAAAAUACUUAAUUUUGAUUAUUGA
Paramecium tetraurelia is the source of this 2226-nucleotide messenger RNA. RefSeq lists its product as uncharacterized. NCBI's taxonomy places the organism in Eukaryota, Ciliophora, Oligohymenophorea, Peniculida, Parameciidae. The transcript is spliced from 3 exons. The record is from RefSeq and is a predicted model, not a curated record.